AAUUGAUUAGGCCAUUUACACAACACCAUGGCCGAUAACAAUGCUAUUCCCUCGUUUGCACCUACAUCUACCACUUCAUACGCACCGUCGAAUUUCAAUGCCGGUUUAUAUCAUCAAGAGAUCACUAAAGCCAGUUUGAUCAAAUCCAAUCAACAUAAGGUGGUUUAUGAUUCAUUAGCAGAAGCAUAUUCUAUUAUAACUGUAUUAGAAGUGAUUGAGAAUUCUUUUUUAAAAGAUUAUAUAACUGAUAAGGAAAAAUAUACUUCUAUUACAUUGAGAUUAAUUAAUCAAUAUCAAAUGAUCAUUAAAGGAUUUGAAAAUGACGAAUUAAAAUAUCAAAUAUUGAAUGAUUUAUUUAAAGACUUGUUACCAAAUUUAUCAAAUUUAGUUGAUUUGAUAGCGAAGAAAUUUAAUUUAGAUACUCAUUUAGCUAUAAGCCGGUUAAAAUCAGGUAUACCGGCAACGAUUGAGCAUUUACAUACCCGAGUUGAGUCCCAUGCCCAUAAUGAUGAACAAGCAGUAACUUCAUCUACAUCUUCAUUAAAUAAGGCCAAUAGUUCCAACAAGGCAAGUGCAAGAUUAGUGGCCGAAGCCACUGGGUCUUUCAUUACUAUGAUGGAUGCAUUAAAAUUGAAUUAUAAGACCAAGGAUCAAUUACAUCCAUUAUUAUCGGAUUUAGUGGUGAGUUUAAACGAUAUGGUUACAAAGAAUAGCGAAGAAGAAGUAGAGGAAGAGGAAGAAUUCAAACCGAUUGAAUUUCAAGGAAAAUCAAAAUUAGUUAAUUGGUUAAUUAAAUUAAAUAAUUUACAGGAUGAAGAAUUGAGUCAAGAUGAGAUUAAUUUAUUUUUAAAAGAUUUAGAUAAUGCUUAUAAAGGUUUUUACGCAUCUUUAGAAUAG
This is a messenger RNA of Hyphopichia burtonii NRRL Y-1933, 897 nucleotides long. RefSeq names its product ESCRT-I subunit protein (gene VPS28). The coding region runs from base 28 to 897 and encodes 289 amino acids. Gene Ontology annotation, biological process: protein transport to vacuole involved in ubiquitin-dependent protein catabolic process via the multivesicular body sorting pathway. NCBI's taxonomy places the organism in Eukaryota, Fungi, Ascomycota, Pichiomycetes, Serinales, Debaryomycetaceae. Gene Ontology annotation, molecular function: protein-containing complex binding. The record is from RefSeq and is a predicted model, not a curated record. The transcript has a single exon. Gene Ontology annotation, cellular component: ESCRT I complex.